AUUCCGAAUGUGUAGAAAGAGCACAUGUGAAUGUAAACAAAACAGUUUUUCUCUAUGCUUGACACUUUGAACAACAUUCGCUGAAGUUGGUAAUAGUUUUUAGAAGACCACCAUCAACACAGUGUAUAAAUCCCUGACGCUCUGAAAGUAUGGAAGGAGACUCACCUUUGAUUAAUAUCAAUUCAGUUGAUAAUGGAGUGACAAUGAAAACCACUGGCCUUAAUGAUGUGGUUAAACAUGAACCUAUGGACGAAUCAAAUAAACUUACUGACACAAAGGAUGCAAACAAGGCAGAAAAGGGAUCUGAGGAUGCACAGGAAAAAUCUACCACAAACUGUGAAGUGAUUUUGAACUCAGUUGUUGCUAGUUGUGAUCAAGUAAAGAACAACUCUUUAACAGAUGCUGAUGAUUCAGAACCUGCAAAUAAUGAUGAUCAGGAUAAUAAUGUUUCAGUUGAAAACAAUGAGUUAGUUGAAUUGGUUACAGUGAAAAUUGAAGUUGAAGAAGAAGAAAUUAAAGAUGACACAACAGGUAAUGAAAAUGUACACACUCUGUCAGCUGAGAGCACUACUGCGAUUGAUGUAAAUGAUUCUGAAGCUAUAAAUGAAGGUGGAAAUGAUGAUAAAAAUAAUUCCAAAAUGGUGAAUAUGGAUGCUUGCAGUACAUCAAAAACAGCAGAUGAGAAACUACCUGACUCAGAGGCACACAAGACGGAUGACUGUGUUCUUAUGGAGUAUCGGAAGGUCGGGGAUGUGAUUGUUGUUGAUUCUGCAUCCGAUUCAUCGCCAGACAGCUCCAGUGAUGAGGAGGAAGCGGUCAUUGUGGAAGAUCAACAAAGCACAGAUGCACAGAUCAACAGCGUGAUGUCUGGUAACUGGGACCGUUCCCCAGAGGGUAAUGAAGGUAGAAAGGUGAAGAUGAACAGAUAUGGGUUUGAAGACCUCCGCACAAAAGGCGAACUACUGCCAGAGGAGUUGCCUCCCCUAGAGGAGUUGACCAUCACUGUUGAUGAGUCUGUUAAGAUGGAAGAAGUGGGAGUCAUCCAGAGCGUUGUGGGAAUUCUAGUUGUCAUCCAGUCCAAGGAGAAUGUCCGCCCUCUUGAUGAUGACUCCAUCUUGUUUGUAGAGGGACAUAAAGUUCUAGGCCAGGUGUUUGAGGUAUUUGGCCCGGUGAAGACCCCCUGGUACUCCGUACGGUUUAACGACCCUGACAACAUUGGUAGCAAGGGGUUGGAAGUAGGAAUGAAAGUGUUCUGUGCACCCUCAGAAGCCGCGUUCACCAGAUACGUUUUCUUGGAAGAUCUAAAAAAUCUGAAGGGUUCAGAUGCAUCAUGGGAAGAUAACAACGAACCACCGGAGAAGCACUUAGCAUACUCUGACGAUGAAGCUGAGCGUGCGGCGAAGGCCCGACGGAAGGGGAAAAAGGGUGGAGCUAAACAGGGGGAGGGGGAGACUGGCCACGGGGAGGGGAGGAAACGCAACCGUAGUGGACAUAUGAUUGAUGGCGGAAGACAACAAGGCAACAACUCUCAGCAACAUAACCAGGACAGGAAUCCAUUUCAAGGCAGCAACAACAACAACAGCAGCAACAACAUGUCAUCAGGUCCCAGGUUUUCACACCGACCUCAGGGACAGAUGAACAAUUCUGGUGGCCAAAGAUGGCAGCCAGGAGCCCCUAGCAACUUUAACAGACCACCGUCAAACUUUGGUGGGCCACCAAGGUUUCAUGGUCAAGGUUCUGCUGGAUUUAAUGAUGGUAGCAGGAAUCCAAACACAGGCAACUUUCCUCAGACAAAUCCCAACCAACCAAUGCCUAACAAUGCCAAUGAAGUGUUCGGUAACUUCACGCCACAACAACAUGGCCAGUCUAAUACAAACGUGUUUCAACCAAAUGUUCCUCCACAAAAUUACAUGCAGAAUAGGCCAAUGAGGCAGCCUGGUACUGGCUUCUCAAGUCCUCCACCAAGCAAUCCUAAUGCCCCACCAGACUUUACACGUCCUCCUCCACUGUUUCAAGGAAUGGGGCCCGGUUCAUCGACUCAAACUGGCAACCAGUCUGCUUUUCAGGGAAAUGUGAACCAGUCUGGGAAUUUUGGUGGUGUGGUAAAUGGUGGUCAGAAUCCUGGUGCUCCAUUUGCCAAUGUCAGGCCAGAUGGUCAGCGGUUUGGUCAACCAAUUGUAAAUAAUCAGGCUAGUCCUGCUUCUGGUGCAUUUAACCAGAUGAAUGGCUUUAAUUCUGCUGGACAUGGUGGAAAUGUCAACCCUGUUGGUAAUAACAGUUCCAAUCCCAGAAACAUGAAUGGACAACAACAGUUUGCAGUGCAUGCCUUGAACCCUGUGGUUUCUAGGCAAGGUUCAACUACAGGUUCGCAGGCUGUGAAUAACCAAGGAAAUGGAAUGCCUACUGAAGUCAACUCUCAGAGGAAUAGAUUCUGGAACAUCAACCAAGGAAACAUGCCAAAUAAUGGCAUAAGUCCUCUUAUGUCUCCACAAAACAACAUGGUCUCUUCCAACGUUAAUGGAACAAAUCAACCAGCUUUCAACCAAAUGACCCAACAGCCAAUGGGUCAGGCACCGUUUUCGACAGCAAACGGCCAAGGAUCCAUGCAGUCAUCUUUUGUCAUUCCAAAUAAUGCAGGUUUUGGUCAAGGUAUGAGACAGCCAAUGGGAAAUUUUCCCAUUCAAAAUAUGGGAAAUUUUCCCAAUGGGAAUCCUAAUACAGCUGUCUUUGGGGGACACUCCAGUGGGAGUUUUCAAGCAAUGGGAAGUGGUAUGGGUCAAGCACCUAUGGGAAAUGGUGUAAAUUCUGUAGAAACCCGAAAUGGGUUCAAUGCAAAUAGUCAUAGAACAAAUGACCAAAAUACGUUAAUGGAUCAGAGAUACAUUCAGAAUCCUGGAAAUAAUUAGUGACAAUCUAAUUACAGAAACAAAUUCUUCAGAGUAUGAGGUACAUAAAUGUACAUCUGUAUUCUUAUCAAAUCUUUUAUCUCUGUAUGAAAUUUUGGAGAGAACAAAUGGGAUCCUUCUUUAUCACAGUUAUACAUUUUGAUUUUGGUGAAUGCUAGUUUCAUUUAUGUCACAUUGCAUGUGAAUAUCUGAUCUACAUUGAUUCUUUAACUUUUGUUAAGCAUAUAAUGUUACUAUAAAAUAAAAAAAUAA
Messenger RNA from Mya arenaria, 3158 nucleotides. RefSeq lists its product as uncharacterized. The record is from RefSeq and is a predicted model, not a curated record. Bases 150 to 2906 code for a protein of 918 amino acids. NCBI's taxonomy places the organism in Eukaryota, Metazoa, Mollusca, Bivalvia, Myida, Myidae. Gene Ontology annotation, cellular component: sno(s)RNA-containing ribonucleoprotein complex. Gene Ontology annotation, biological process: pseudouridine synthesis; ribosome biogenesis; box H/ACA snoRNP assembly. The transcript has 9 exons. Gene Ontology annotation, molecular function: RNA binding.